Chelonoidis abingdonii (Abingdon island giant tortoise) is the source of this 2793-nucleotide messenger RNA. RefSeq names its product mitochondrial ribosomal protein L10 (gene MRPL10). Lineage: Eukaryota; Metazoa; Chordata; Testudines; Testudinidae. The record is from RefSeq and is a predicted model, not a curated record.
UCCCACAAUCCCCUUCGGUUGCUUCCCGGCUAAGAUGGCGGCCGCGGCUUGGUGCUGCCGGGCACCCUGCCGGACGGGCUGGCUGCCCUCCCUGCAGAUCGUCCGCCACGCCAAGUCGGUCACUCGUCACUGGAAGGCGAUGCACUUUGAGCGGCAGAAACUGAUGGCGGUGACGGAGUACAUUGCCCCCAAACCGGCCGUCCCAGAGAAGUGCAUCGCUCCCCGCAUCAAAGCAGUCAAGGAGGAGAAUGGCUAUGCAAAGCUGUUACGCUGGCAAGUGGCAGAGACGUUCAAGGACAGUAAAAUGAUCGCUGUGUGUCAGCACAACUUUACGCCCAGCGAGGAAAUGCUGCUCAUGAAACACCGCCUCAGGAAGCACAACAUCCAUGUCAAGUUCUUCCCUAAUGAGAUUGUGAGACCCUACCUGUCAGUAUCCAAAUACAAGAACCUCCUGCCUCUCUUUGUGGGCUGCAAUCUCAUGUUAGUGAGCCCAGAAAUCAAGGUGAAGGAAAUGUUGCGAAUACUGAAGAAUGUGCCACAGAUAAACCUCCUAGGUGCCUGCAUUGACAACACCAUCCUAAGCAACCAGGGGGUUGUAAACUACUCCAAGCUGCCCGCUAUGGAAAUCACCCAGGGGCAAGUGGUGGGCACUCUCUCUCUCAUGGCAUCCCAGACGCGUGGUCUCCUGCAGCAUAGCUCUGUGCACCUCACAGCUUUGCUGGAUCAAUACAUCAAACAGCAAAGUUUUGGAGCUGGGGAGACUGAUGGGAAGGCAGGGGACGGCCAGGCUGAGCUGUGGCCUGCCAAGAGUUCUGCAGGCCUUUGAUGCCAGUUCCCCAGCACUCUGUUUAUUAGCCACAUCCUGUACAUAGAGGCUUAUAGCAGGGAGCCUGAGCCUGCCAGGUUUCAUCUCAGGUGGGUGUGGAUUAGUGGAAGAGGCCAAUCGCCUGUCUAAGCCAACAACAGAAUUAGCAGGAAAAAGAUCCUAGGGGACUAACCUGUCAGACUGAUGCUAAUGGAAUGUGCUACUGUUUGGGGGUGGAGUCUGCUGUGUUUGGGGGUGGAGUCUGCAAGGUGGGUGCAGUUCUCCUUUCUCAGCCUGGAUAUGUGAAGCUAUUCCUCCCUCUACUUUCUGUAAAACCCCCUCUGGUCAGUUGGUAAUGCAACUGAUGGAUCAUACCGAGUCUUCGUCAGUGGGAAGGAUUGUUCUGUGAUGUGGGAAGUGGAGCAGAUGGUGGUUGUAGCACUGCAUGCUUUCCAACCAUUACCAAUCCAGCAGUGAGACUCACUGGGAUCCAGGGGAGACCAGAAAGCACAUGGGGAAAUUGAGUCCCUCUCUCAGGGGAACUGAAAGGCAGCCACCUCUAGGGUGGAAGGCACCAAUUGUUUAAUGACAGACAGUAAUGCUUCUCUACACUUUAAGACAGGAAGUGAAGAAGACACUGAAACAGCAGGCUAUGCUAGGGACACCAAACGGAGGGAUAUGCCUUCACAGCAGCUGGAAAGUGUAAUUCCUAGUGCGGGCAGAUGUACACGCGUUAGCUCUGUGUAAUCUCCCCCCCUAAAUAUAGCAGCGUGUCUGCUGUGGUUCAAGGUAGCCGCCUGUGGGACUAGUCUAUGCGCCUGUGGCCACCCUGCUAUUUUUAGGUGCUGGCUUGAGUAGAGCUAGUGCACAUGCGUCUGUGCCAGCAGGGUAUUCCGUCUCCCAGCUGCUGUGUCGACGUUCCCUUCAUGGCUUGAGCACGUGUUGAACCCUAGAGAAAGAUGACCAUUUUCUAUGGAGACAUUUUUGCUGAUGGAAAAUGCCUUUUUUUUUUUUUUUUUUUUUUUUUAAAAAAUAAUUUUUUGGGGGUGGUUGUGGGCUUCUGUUCUUGUUAAACUAUGAAAGAUUUUGGAGUCUUCAAUUAACUUCCGAAAACAUUUGAAGACAAAUCUUAUUUUUGUUGGAAACAUUUUACAAAGGAAGGGGAAAAAGAAAACGAGCUCGGCUUCAGCUAACAGCUCGGUUCUUUCAGAUGGGGCCCAACCGUAGAGAGCUUGACUAUCAUGGUUAUUUUUCUCAGAUGGGCAGCCCCUGCCUGUCCUCCCCAGGGGAGAACCUCCUGCUUCUCCCUCAUCUGUGCUUCAGUCCGGCACAGGAGAACUACAGCCCAAUGCCUUCCUAAGAGCUGGGGCAGGCACCCUGCCCCACCCAAGAGCAGAGUUCCCUGCCUCCAAGUGCCACUGUUUUUCCACUGAGUCUGAAACCAAACCCAGCCCUGUGUUAGCAGGAAGGGAUGUUAGCAAAAUAGCCUUCACAGUGUAGUCAAGUGGCAGCCAAUCUAUCCUCUUCGCUGCUGUUUGCAGGGUCUGGGUGGCAAUGGGGAAUUGAAGAUGUGGAGAUUUUAGUCCUGAUGUAUAUUGGCCUAAUACCACUGAUGUGAGUGGACUUGUGCCUAGCUGAAGCAGGGCUGUAGAUGGCAUCAAUCUACAGGCCUGCUGUAUAAAAUGUUUUAUCAGCACUGCCCUUUAAAUUUUUGUUGGAUCAGGGCCCCUAUUCUUUUUUCUGAUCGCUUUUGCCUCAAGGUUGUGUGGACUGGAGCCAUGCAGUAGCAGUGACAGUACUGCCUAUGCCUCCUCCAGAGAUGGAAAAACUCCCUGAAAGCGAGUUCUGUUGUGGGUGUUAACAGCCGCCUGUGGACAGCUCCUUUGUCUGUGCUGUUGAACUGAACUUUGCAAAGCAUCAGGGCCCGGCCCCAGCCUGGCUGUGGGAGCGAAAUGGGAGGACUCGUUAAUAAACAUUGUUUUCUAAAA